This is a messenger RNA of Tigriopus californicus, 1991 nucleotides long. RefSeq names its product putative inorganic phosphate cotransporter (gene MFS10). The record is from RefSeq and is a predicted model, not a curated record. The transcript has 3 exons. Bases 214 to 1719 code for a protein of 501 amino acids. Gene Ontology annotation, molecular function: transmembrane transporter activity. NCBI's taxonomy places the organism in Eukaryota, Metazoa, Arthropoda, Copepoda, Harpacticoida, Harpacticidae. Gene Ontology annotation, biological process: monoatomic anion transport; transmembrane transport.
UUGUGUUGUUGUGUUGUACUGGAUUUACCUACAGCCCUCUGCUGAUUUGAAGACACGCAAGUGAUGUUGCAACGAUCAAAGAGGCGUCUUCCUUGUGUCUGAUGGGUCUGCUGACACCACAACGCCAGUAAUGAUAACAGUCUGGGAUUGAUCUGUCCCAUUUUAGAACUCGUCAAUGUGACAGUUCUAGUGUUGUUAUACAAGUUGGUCAAUAUGGAUCAAUCUCCUUUGUCCUCCAAUGAAGAGGAGGAUACCCAACGGUUGGUGGAUCAAAGUGCCCGCUCCAAAGAGACCAAAUGGUACACGAGUGCGCGGUAUGUGCUGGUAUUCAUGGCGUGUUUGGGCUUUGCCAAUGUGUACGCCAUGAGGGUCAACCUUUCGGUGGCUAUUGUCUCUAUGGUGAACCAAACGGCAAUUAACCAGAAUAACACGAAUGACGACAACAGCACGGAUGUCUGUCCAGUACCUGUCAUCCAAAAUACAACCAUAAUCACGCCCACCGAUGGCCCAUUUGAUUGGGAUGAAGCCAAACAAGGCUUGGUUCUGGGAUCAUUUUUCUACGGAUACGUAGUGACUCAAUAUCCCGGAGGCCGUUUGGCUGAGCACUUUGGUGCCAAGUGGAUUUUUGGCAUAGGAAUUCUGGUGACCUCCGUUUUCACGAUCCUAACUCCAAUAGCGGCCAAGACCAACUUUGCUCUACUCAUCACAGUUCGGAUCAUUGAAGGUUUAGGGGAAGGCGUGACCUUUCCGGUGAUGCUUGCUCUCCUAUCCAAAUGGGCUCCACCCAACGAGAGAAGUAUUAUGACAAGUCUCUCGUACGGAGGAGCCGCGUUGGGGACAAUUUUGGCCAUGCCAUUGACAGGGAUCGUCUGUGAAUAUCUGGGUUGGGAGGCGGUGUUUUACAUCUUCGGGGCUGUAGGCGUGCUGUGGUUUGUGUUUUGGUGUUUUCUGGUUUAUGACUCGCCGGAAGGCCACCCCAGGAUCAAUGAAGACGAAAAGAUCUACAUCUUGAGCUCCCUUGACCAGGACCCCACAGUUGGUUCUGGUGAAAGAAAUACGACAACUCCAUCUGUGCCCUGGAAAGAGCUUCUAACUAGUGGUCCAUUCUACGCGAUUCUUGUGACUCAUGUGUGUCAAAGCUUUGGCUACUACGUACUUCUGACCGAACUACCUACCUACAUGAGCAACAUCCUCCGAUUCGACAUCAAAUCUAAUGCCUUACUUUCGGCCGUUCCGUACAUUUUUGCAUGGUUAAUUUCCAUUGCUUGCCCUAUUUUGGCAGAUAUUUUGAUCCGCAGGGAAAUUCUAACACGAACCGCGGCCAGAAAAGUAUUUAACACUAUCGCGACUGUUGGCCCUGGCUUGUCGUUGAUUGGGGCUGCGUACUCUGGUUGUAACUACAUCUUGACAAUUGCAUUGUUGACUUUGGCGGUGGGUUCAAAUGGAGCCAUUUACACUGGUGAACAAUCCAACAUUCUUGACAUCGCACCAAAUUUCGCUGGAACUAUCAUGGGCAUCACUAACACCAUCUCGAACUUUACAGGAUUUCUUGCACCCCAGCUGACUGGUCUCAUAAUCAACCACAAUGAAACCCUAUCCUCAUGGAGACUGGUCUUUUUCCUAGCCGCAGGGAUCAACAUUCUUGGCGAUGUGAUUUACGUCGUUUUUGGAAGUGCUAACGAGCAGCCCUGGAACAACCCAAGACAACUUCUCUCGUGAUGCUGAAAAUGAUGAUUGUCGUUCAAGAAUAAUGUGUCACCAACGUCACCGUCCCAACUUCGUCCCCUAGCUAUCAAAUCAUGUUUUCUUCGACUCAAGACCAUCCACAAGGGCUCAAAAAGAAGUGUUAUUUCUGCCUGCUGUGAUAUUUACUCCCAACUUGUUCAAGUUCGAAUGCAUUGUACUUCUUUCUUCUUUUACCACCUCCCCACACGAUAGAACGUAAACGGCAAUAAAGAUUAAACAUAUGAAUAUUUGAAUACAAUCACCAA